Meira miltonrushii is the source of this 927-nucleotide messenger RNA. RefSeq lists its product as uncharacterized. The transcript has a single exon. The record is from RefSeq and is a predicted model, not a curated record. The annotation marks the transcript as partial. NCBI's taxonomy places the organism in Eukaryota, Fungi, Basidiomycota, Exobasidiomycetes, Exobasidiales, Brachybasidiaceae. Gene Ontology annotation, cellular component: endoplasmic reticulum membrane.
GAUUCUGCUUCUAUACAUUCUAGACAUGCACUAAAAGUAUUCAAAAACGGUAUGCCAACUUCAAAGAAUGAUUCACCUUUAGCAUCGGAUAUAAGUAUUCCUGCCAAUGAUCAACAGAGGAAUUGGACGAUGGAACAGAAUGCAGCCGCAGGAACACUAUCAGAAGAAGAGGCUGCUCAAUGGAAACAAUUCCGUAAUCGGACGUUACUACGGGCUGCUCUACAAUUCACAGUACUUUUGAUCAUUUGUGCAAGUUUGUUAUUCCUAACACUCUAUUUCGUCCUUCCAAAGAUCGAUGAUGCAGAUCGUGCAAAUCUCAAGAUCCCAAGAUCUUUCGAACAACUCAAAGCACUCAAUGCUGUUUUACAAAGAUACAAGGAUGAAUACUUCUUCCGUGUAAUGUUUUGUUGGAUCGUGAUUUAUAUGUUCCUUCAAGCAUUCUCAAUCCCUGGAUCGAUGUAUAUGAGCAUCAUCGCAGGCGCAAUGUGGGGCGUUCCUUUGGCAUUACCAAUUGUUUGUGCAUCCGUUGCAACUGGUGCGACGAUUUGCUAUUUGAUUAGCAUGUACCUUGGAGCAGUUUUGGUCGCAAUGCCCAAAUGGAAAGCUCGCGUAGAUGCUUGGGGUGAAGUCUUGGCACAGCAUAACGAUAAUAUGAUGAGUUAUAUGAUCGUCAUUCGAAUGAUGCCACUUCCGCCGCACAAUGUUGUCAAUAUCAUGGCACCGCAUUUGGGUAUCGGUAUUCCGCUCUUUUGGACAUCGACUUUCUUUGGCAUUUUUGCCGUUUCGGUUAUUCAUGUCACGAUUGGAGAAAAGUUGGAUCAAAUGACGUCUGCCGAUGAUUUCCAUUUGUUUUCGUUUAGGAACGUUUUACUUUUGGGCGGCGUGAUUGCUGCUGUUUUGACGCCUGUCAUUAUCAAAAAGUAUUCU